Messenger RNA from Esox lucius (northern pike), 2417 nucleotides. Its product is annotated as sialoadhesin. The record is from RefSeq and is a predicted model, not a curated record. Lineage: Eukaryota; Metazoa; Chordata; Actinopteri; Esociformes; Esocidae. Bases 281 to 2071 code for a protein of 596 amino acids. The transcript is spliced from 9 exons.
AAUCACCCUCUGAUUUAAACCCACUUCAAAAUUGAUUGCAUUGUGUUCAGUGUGAUCCCGUAUGAUCCAGCCAGCGCAAUAAAGAUUAACAACUCAAAUAGUGACAUGAAGGACAGAUUGGACAAAUUAUUUCAAUUAGCUUCCUAUUCUGUUUUACAAUCAGUGUAUGAAUCUCAAUCUCAUUUAUAUCAAUCUAAGAUUGGUUUUCAUGCAUGAAUACAGCAUGAGCUGCAUAAAGAAAAUGUGCACAGCUAAUAUUGAAGGAAGUCAGUGAGAAGAAAUGUUGUGGAGAGAGGAAACCGCAUACGGCAUGAGUGUCAUCCUUUCCUCUGCUCUGUCUACUGAGCUUCUAUCCAUGUGUCUGGGAAAAAUGCUUCUGCUGCGGUGUACUGUGAUAUUUGCAUGCUUAUGGAGAGACACCCACGCCACCUCUCCCAUUCCCUCCAUCCCAGUGGAGGAUGUCCGUGCCCUGGCAGGCUUUUGUGCAGUCAUACCCUGCUCCUUCACUCCCCCUAAGUCCACCUUUCCCAGGCAUAGAGAGGUGGUGGACGUGAGGCUGCGCCACUGGACAAGGCAUUUCUUCCCGCUGUGGACUACAGCUUUCAGCACACAGGACCGAUCUGCGUCACCACUGGGGGACACCGCCAAGGGAGACUGUUCUGUGCUGAUCAAGGAGGUCACCCUGGAUGACUCCCGUGUCUAUGAUCUGUCCCUGAAGGGCCGUGAGGAGAAGGACUGGGGGAGGGGCAGGAGCGUCAACCUUAUUGUGUCAAAAUCCCCAGAUCCCCCAGUUAUCAGCAGUACGGGGCCGGUGACAGAUGGACAGGUGGUGUCCCUAAACUGCAGCACCAGUUACUCCUGUCCCUCAAAAGCCCCCACCCUUCAGUGGCAGUGGGAGACAGGGACCCCAGUGAACCACAGCGAGUACAGGGAGGCACUGGCCCCGAAGCCCCAUGACCAGAGUCUUAACGUAUGGUCCUCUCUCACCUUCACCGCAUCCCACCGAAUCAAAUCCAAAGUCAAAUGUGAGGCAGUAUAUCCAGGAGACAAGAAAUCGUUUGUGUUAAUGGAGCUCCAUGUGUCAUUUCCUCCAAAAGACGUCUUGGUCCACAUCCAUACCUUUACUGUCCAGGAGGGGGCAAACGCAUUGCUGUCCUGUUCUUGUAAAGCAGACCCUCCCGUGUCACAGUAUAAGUGGUCCUACACCCAACAUGGGCUGACUGUUAACCUCCCCGAGCGCACGCACACGGUCCGAGUGUUCAACGUGACCCGUGAUAUGACGGUCCGCUGCACGGCACAGAACCUAAUUGGACGGGCAGAGUCCAAACCUACAUCCCUAAACAUUAAAUACAAGCCUGUUAUCCUUCCGGUCUCCUCCUCCUGUGUCAUUGAGGGCUUGGUGGUUCUGUGUCGCUGUUCUGUGGACUCCAACCCGCAGUCUGCGGUCACCUGGAGCGUCAACGAGAGUGUUCCACCAUAUGAUUAUAACACAUCAGUGAGUUUGAAAAAUGGCACCCUGACAGCCCAGCUAAGGGGGCACGUGCAUGCCCCACUGAGGGUGGUCUGCUUUGCCAUCAAUGCGCUGGGCAACGACUCGCAAACACUGAUUCACACAGAGGAGGGUUUCUUUCCCUGGAGAGUGAUACGCGCAGUGGGCAUCUCCCUGGUCGCCUUCCUCUUCUUACUAGUUCUCCUGUUCUGCUGUCGACGAAAGAGGGGAAAACGUAGGCUGACCUGCAGACCUUCAGUACACCCCGAAGGCAUGGGGAUAUACCAGGAUCGGAUGCCCCUUUACAUCAACUGCACUGAGGUCACACAUAUCUACACCAAUGGCAGCUACCAGCUGGUCUAUCAGAACUGCACUCCUUGCUUCGUCAGGACCAAACAGACUCGUCCAAUAGGGAGGCGGGGAGGGGAAAGAAGAGGAGCAGAGAGGCGAGGUGAGAGAGGGGUGGAGAGAAGAGGAGGAGAGAUUCCAGGGGGCAUGGCGGACAGAGAACUGAGAGACAGACAGAGCCCUACGACCAGCGAUACUAACACCGAAACAGCUAUCUACCUGGAGAUCCUCUGAGUUCAUCUGUCAGGGAUCCACAUCAUGAGUGUCUUUGGUCCAGAUUGUUAUUGCUUGGAAAACCGGUGCUUGCAGAGACCAAAGCUACAUCAUGGAGUGAAGACAGUGUCUGUGUUAUCAGACAAAAUGCAAUGUGCACAACUGCUUGACUGAUAACAAUAAAUACCUAAUUAUAUCCUAUCCAUUUAAUAAUUUGAGUUAAUACACUUAUGAAGUUAUGUUGUAGAAUGAUACCAAAUGGGAUAAGACACAUGAUUAUUCAUGACAAGAUGAUUACUGCAUACACCGAUCAGCCAUAACAUUAUGACCACGGACAGGUGAAGUGAAUAACACUGAUAAUCUCGUU